Molecule: messenger RNA, 3413 nt
Organism: Dreissena polymorpha
Lineage: Eukaryota; Metazoa; Mollusca; Bivalvia; Myida; Dreissenidae
Product: cysteine and tyrosine-rich protein 1-like
Exons: 4
Coding region: 773-1348 (191 amino acids)
Source: RefSeq, a predicted model, not a curated record
CCUCGAGUACCAAUAUUCCUAUUACCCGGUACGGGGGAAAUUGAACGGACGCCAUAAGGACUGUCGAGUUUGUCGCGAUGGGUUCGUAACUCUCAUAGAGGAAUAUUAUUUCCGAGUUACGUUUAUGAAAAAUAAGAAAUUCUUCAGUUUCAUGUAGCUUAAAUUUCUUCUAUGAUUACAUAUGCGUGCGUCAAUGUUGUUAUUUACCUGCGUGGAUUGUAAGCAAGGGGACAAGCUAGAGUUCUCGCAGAAAAUUUAAUGUGGCGAUAGAGGCUAUAACGGCACUGAAAACGCUUUGAGAGAACGGUAAAUAAGACACGUGUCAUCGAACACAUGGAUGAAAAUCUGAAUUGGGGCUAUGAGGAAAAAUAUUCAACUAAUAGAAGCGGUAACUUUGACAUUCAAGAACGCCGUGUUUUCCUAUAGAAAGAAAUACUUCGCUUAGUGAUCGGUGGGGACAUAUUAUUUUAUUGAUUGAUUUCGCUCAACUAUUUAUGAGACAAAUAUGUGGUAGUGCAGUGCUUUAUUGCUAAUACAAAUGGUUAUUGAUUGUGUUCUGAGAAUUUACAUUACGUAAUCAAACUAGCUUUAGUGGUAAUAUUGUCAUAUUUAAGUUGAUCUAACAAAUACAUUACAUACGUAUAGUCUUAAUGUAACAAUAAUACAAAAAUUGUGUCUUAACUAGGAAUUUAUGUAACUUAGCUCGUAAACUGUAAUUGUGCGAAGAGUGGGAAAAGAAACUACACUGUGAUAAACUUGGAAUUUCGGUGAAAUGGCACCCGUUUUGGCUCAUCACGUGCGUCAACUACUCCUGUUGUUAGCCGGUUUCAUAGAUGCUGUCAAGGCGGGCUCGUACUGUUACUACAUCCACGAGGACUACUACGACUGGCGGCAGACUUACUGUGAGAGCGGAUGUUGCCGGCAGCAUGGCGACGAAGACGAGAUCUGCUGCUUCUCGUGGACUAUAGGGAUCAUUAUGGGGAUUGCUUUCGCGUGCGUCGGCUUCAUAGCAGUGAUCGCCUUCCUGGUCGUCUGCUGUCACCAAAUGAAGAAGCGGGGCCGGAUAGGGAGCACCCUCCAACAGGCGGUGGGCGUCCAUCAGGCUCCCGCGUAUCCCCAGAACAACACCGUGGUGUUUGCGACGGCACCGCCUUACCCGUACCCAUAUCAGCAGAACUACCCCGGUUCCGGUUACAACGCGCAUGCGCCUCCGCCCUACACGGCUGUUACCAACCCCGCCUACCCAGUGCAAGCGCCAGGCCGGGACACAGGCCCUGCCGCGCCUAUGUACCCCGCGUUUCCGCCCAGCUCCGAUCCGUAUAACGGAUAUGGGACAGGCAAUGGAUAAAGAUGUGCAAUGCCUGUAAUACAUGAUCUUACGUUGUUGUUUUAGUGAUAUGAUUUAAAACAAAAACAUGUAAUCUACGGCAUAUACAGUUAUGAACCUUUUUUUUUUUAACGAAGCUGAAAAUCUUGGUUAUAUGAUUGGAGAAUGGCAGUCGGGAGGGCGGCGUGGUUUCCUAUCAAUUACUUACGGAAUCCGGAUAGUGCCAUCUAUAAUCUCGCCCUUCUUUCAUCAAGGGCGACACACGACACAUGAAGCGAUAAUAUCGUGUGUCGCUUCUUGUAUCGCGCAAACAACCACAAAGCGACACACGAUAUUUUGAGCGACACACGAAGCGAUACACAAUAUUUUAUUAUUAAAAAAUUGCACAAAUUAUCUGAAUCUCGUGCAUCGCGGUCUAAUUUCAGACCGCGACACGUACACGACACACGAAGCGAUACUCGAUAUUUUGUACGAUACGCGAAGCGACACGCGAUAUUUGUACAAUUCAAAUAUCGCUGUAAUAAUAUAUGGUGUACGCACGGGUCCAAAACUAUUCUAAACCGGCCGGGCCGGUUUAUGAACCGUCCCGGACGGUUUACUAAACUGUGUCGGACAGUUACAUAAUUUUGAACCGCUCGUGCGUCUGUAAACCGAACCGGGCGAUUUAAUUUGUGGAUAACAAACCGUUCGAUACAGUUUAGGAAACCGUCCGGGACGGUUUCCUGGGGUAAAUUAUAGUACGGCAUAGGUUUUGAAGAGGAGUCAAUAAAAAAGUAUUUCUUUAACUAAUUCAGAACAUUUUCAAUCUCCGGCUUUGCUUGUGAUAUUUUGUCAAUUGCUUACUUGAAAAAGUAUUAUUCAGUCUAUUCAACCUGUUCGGUUUAAAAGCUGCUUCCUUCAUUGUAUAAAAAAAUCACUGUAAAAGAUGAAAUUCGUUACCUAUGUCAGGAAUACCUUGUGGGCAAAUACAUUUAUUUCGAGUACAUAAACUAUUUAUUUUUAAGUCUGACAUGUUUGGCAGCAACGAUUGAUUGAAGAUUUUGAAAUUCAUGUUUUGUCCGAGAAAAAUAGCGUCGCUCCAGAUGACAACGAUAUUACAUAACGCUCGUAAAACUUCAAAGGAAAGCAUUAUAGCAAUCCUACUCCAGUAAUAAUACCGUAUCGGACAGUUUAAACCGUCCCGGACGGUUUAUGCGCACGAACGGUCCAAAACUUUCCUAAACCGUCCCGGGCGGUUUGUAAACUGUCCGGGACGGUUUACAAACCGUCCGGGACGGUUUAUAUACCGUCCGGGACGGUUUAGAAUAGAUUUGGACCAGUUCGUACACCAUAAUAAUAUCGCCCGUCGACUCUCGCGUUUUCAAAAAAUCAGGGGAGACCAAAAGGGGCAGCCAUAUUGAUAAUCAAUGGUUAGAAAAUACUCUAACACAAUGUUUAAAAAACCCGAGAGUCGACAGGCGAUAUUAGUGCAGCGAUAUUUGAACAGUACACAUAUCGCGUGUCGCUUCGUGUAUCGCGCAAAAUAUCGUGUGUCGCUUCGUGUUUCGUGUGUCGCCCUUUGAACGCGAGACACGAUAUUUUGCGCGAUACUCAAAGCGACACACGAUAUUUUGCGCGAUACACGAAGCGACACGCGAUAUUAACCACGAUAUAUUGCCUUUUGGGCUACCAAGACAAGGGCGAUAUUUCGUGGUACAUUCUCGCGCGUCGCUUCGUGUAUCGCUCAAAUAUCAUGUGUCGCGCAAAAUAUCGUGUAUCGCUUCGUGUGUCGUGUGUCGCCCUUGCUGAAACAAGGGCGAGAUUAUAGAUGGCACUAUCCGAAUUUCGUAAUUACUUGUGCUUGAAUAACCCAAAGUUGAUUAAGGUUCGAUAUAUAUGACAAGCUUUCAUUGAGAACUGGUAUUGCAUUCCGGAUUAGUCCGUGCACCAAAGGUCACGUGUACUAAAGAUAUAAAACCAGUUUCCACUCAAUAGCUACAAAAGAUGAACAUGUAUUACACUGGCAUUUUGUGUGUAUGUAGCUAGUAUGAAUACCCAGUUUGGAGUUGCACAAUUAUUUAAAUUAAAACAGUCGACGUUGAAAAAC